Lycium ferocissimum is the source of this 677-nucleotide messenger RNA. RefSeq lists its product as uncharacterized. Lineage: Eukaryota; Viridiplantae; Streptophyta; Magnoliopsida; Solanales; Solanaceae. The coding region runs from base 33 to 497 and encodes 154 amino acids. Gene Ontology annotation, cellular component: post-mRNA release spliceosomal complex; U2-type spliceosomal complex. The record is from RefSeq and is a predicted model, not a curated record. The transcript has 4 exons.
AGCAAGCAUUCGAUUUUGAGUUGGAACUUUGAAUGUCGACGGAGGAGGAAAACGCCAUAGAGGCGGUGGCAGUGGCCCGUAGGGAGAGGCUGAGAGCCCUCAGAGAAGCUCAAGAACUUCUUCAAACCCCUGACAAUGAUGAUGAUGAUAAUAACAACAGCAACACUAACCAAGACGAUGAAGACCAAAAUGAUGUCCAAAUGAAGUUCCGGAAUUACCUGCCACAUGACAAACAGCUUCAAGAAGGCAAAGUCGCUCCACCAGCACUCCCAAAGUUCGAAGACCCUAUGGCCACUCUACCUCCACCCGAAGAGAAGAAAGAGGAUCCGUUUUUAAAUAUCGUCCCCAAGAAGCCAAACUGGGACCUGCGAAGGGAUGUGCAAAAGAAACUUGACAAGCUUGAGAAACGCACCAUGAAGGCACUCGCUCAACUUAUGGAGGAAGAAGAAAAGAAGAGGAAAAUGGCUGAAGAGGAUGCUGAAAAUGGUGAAGAAUAGAUGGAUCUGCACCAGUAAUUCAAAACAUUUGACGGAAUUAUAAAUGUGGCUUUGCGGUUUUGGAUAAGGCUGUAUAACCAUUACUUUUAUGACAUCUAGUCUUUGACUGUGAAACAUUGUAGUGAGUGUUGUGAAGAUUAUGAAUACAGGCAUAUAUAUCUGCUUGCUAAUUGAUGCUGA